AGAGAGAGAGAGAGAGAGAGAGAGUAAAUCAACACAUUACAAUGCAAAGACACACAUUGCAAUAAAUUAACACUCUGUGUCCCUGCCAAAAGCUGGAUAUGAAACAAAAACGGACAUUGACGACAUAUAAACAACUGACAAUGUUGAAAAACAUUUGGAAGUACAAGAACGUUCUCUCAGUCUGCACUCACAGCAUCAUACGUCUUGUCCUGGUUCUCCAACUUUCCAAUACCCCCGUAAAUGGUUUGGAAAACGUAGCCCUGAAAAAACCGACAGUACAAAGCAGUACAUGGUUUGGUGUUCCUGCUGGGUUCGCUACGUUGGCCAAUGACGGAAAGAGCUAUCCACAUUACUACGACGGCUCCUGCUCUCAUACAGAUCUCGCUUACGACACCCAACGAAACCAACCAGGUUGGUGGAUGGUCGAUCUUCUUCAGCCGUAUAUUGUUGAAUCUGUCAAGGUCACAAGCCGUGGUGACUGGCAUUAUCCUUUGCUGAAUUCCACCAUUUAUGUAUCUGAGAGGAAUCCCCAAGAUGAUCCGGAAUUCCCGAAAGAGGAGAGUAUGGGAAAGAUAUGUGUUCGCAGGAAGGAGGUAGGGCAGGGGGAAACUGUACUGUUGUCUUGUGGUACUCCUGUCUUGGGUCGGUUUGUCACCAUGGUAAAGUGGGACCGCGUCUACGGUUUGGUAUUGUGUGAAUUCCAAGUGUUUGCCCAGGCGGUCAUUGUGUCAUCAUCCAAUGUACAGUUUUCUGUGGCUAUUUCUGCGGGGCGAAAAAGUUUGGCGACUCCUGUAAUCUCAAAGCAGGGCGUGAGAAGUUUGGUAGAGUGUGCCAGAGUUUGUAUGUGGAAGGAGGAGAUAGGACAGAUGUGUAACGCAUUACAGUACAAGGCUAGCACAAGCCUGUGUGAGUGUCUACAGCUGUCGGCUUUACACUCAUACAAGCGACAACUGAAAGACCCUGACUGGAAGCUUGCUACGCCAAUAUGACCACAACUAGAGACUUGCUCGUUUAUGCAGAGUUUGCACUUUUUAGGCUGGUUUGUUUUACAGCACUUGCAACAUAAAUAUGUUAUAUAAGUGCGGAAGAGUAGAGGUUUUAUUUGAGAGUAGCA
Messenger RNA from Aplysia californica (California sea hare), 1114 nucleotides. Its product is annotated as pentraxin fusion protein. The record is from RefSeq and is a predicted model, not a curated record. NCBI's taxonomy places the organism in Eukaryota, Metazoa, Mollusca, Gastropoda, Aplysiida, Aplysiidae. Bases 99 to 989 code for a protein of 296 amino acids. The transcript has a single exon.